Tremella mesenterica DSM 1558 is the source of this 937-nucleotide messenger RNA. RefSeq lists its product as uncharacterized. The annotation marks the transcript as partial. The transcript is spliced from 2 exons. Lineage: Eukaryota; Fungi; Basidiomycota; Tremellomycetes; Tremellales; Tremellaceae. The record is from RefSeq and is a predicted model, not a curated record.
CCUAUACCUUCCCUCCUCACCUUAAUGACCCAUCCUCUUCCUGUAAUCCCACUCUUGAAAUCAGUAUCGAACAUCUGCUUUCAUGACUGUGCCCUUUCACCAGCACGAAACCCGCCCAGAACUGCUCAUUAGUCGAAACUCAGAUCUCCUUUCAGUCAUACUCCAAUGCCCGCGGGGAAGCGAAGAGUCUCCUCCCAGUCCCUCUCAUCUCACUCCAAUCUUCCCGUUGAUAGACAAAGAUCUCUCAAGAGACAACGAAUCAUCACUGAAUCUACCUACGACGGUAUCAUUUGGGGGUUCAGACGUUUGUUCUCCCUAGCCGUAUCUCCUUUCAAUCAUCCACCAGCUUCAGCUCGGCUUCCGCUACAAAACGGUCACAGGACCAUCCCUGAAAUGAGGGAGAUCUCCUCUUUGGACCAGCUGAAACCUCAUCCGGGAGGUACCCUGGCUUUGCUACAAGAGUCCGAGUCUCCUCCUGAAAAGUCCGAUGUCAUCGACUUGACUGGAGAAACCGACAGUGAGGACGACCGAUCAAGACAAACACAAGACGAAGCCGAUUCAUCCUCAUCUCAGGCUGGACCAAGUCGUCUACCCCCGUCCUCUACAUCCUCAGUCGGUUUCCCUACUUCCCAUGACACACCGGAGCUGUUCAACACCGGCUCCCUCUCACCAUCACGUCAGCGUCUCACGUCCACUUCUCGAAAACUGCCCCGUCGCCCCUCUCGUCCUAACCUCUCUUCGAAUGAACAUCCGUUCAGAAAGUAUGGUUGGUUGUCAAAUACUUCUGAGGAUCCAUUCAAGACGUCUUCCAACAAGUCGAAGGCGGUGGGCAAGAAGAGGGAUCAAGCCAAAGACGCACGAAAAGCAGUCCAGAACAGACUACAAGAUCUAGUGCAAGCUGGCUCACUGGAUGAGAAGCAGGGUCAGAGACUGGUGC